Fusarium odoratissimum NRRL 54006 is the source of this 19390-nucleotide messenger RNA. RefSeq lists its product as uncharacterized. The record is from RefSeq and is a predicted model, not a curated record. Lineage: Eukaryota; Fungi; Ascomycota; Sordariomycetes; Hypocreales; Nectriaceae. Bases 18571 to 19104 code for a protein of 177 amino acids. The transcript is spliced from 2 exons.
GUGUGGGGGUGCCUGACGAGCGGUUGAUGCCUGGGCUAUCAGGCCUCAACUUAAGCGGCUCCGGGGUCCGACGCCGAGAGAGGCUGGUGUUAGAGACAGUUCGACGUCCGGAACCCUCGAGACGAGGUGUUGACCGACGAGAAGGAGUGGCAUUGUCUGAAGCGCUUCUCUGACCAGAAACUGAUGAUGAAAUCGGGUUGGAAUUCGUAGUCGGAAUUGGAAUUGGUGUUGAAGGCUCACGUCCUCGUAGGGCUGCCGCUAAGCCCGCACCCGCUGCAGCGGCGGCGACUGCCGUGCCAGCUGGAGUUAGAGCCCCAUAUUGUUUCUUCUUUUCUGGCUCCGGUGUUGGUCCAGGUACUGCAGGCUCUCGCAACACCGGUGUGCCUCGCGGAGAUCGACGAAGUCUUCGCUCGCUCGGUGGAUCGGGAGUUUGCAAGACCGCGCGGUCUGCAACUGGCUGUAUCUGACUUUCCCUUUCAGCCCAGUCUUCGGUAUGCACUCCACUGUCGCGUGAAGCCUCUUGACUAGCAGGUUUGCUUCGCCUUAGAGUUGCUACCUCCCCUCCAAAUCCGCUGUCACGAUGUGCCUCUUCACUCAAGCGUCUACUUCGUCUCUGGAAGCUCAAUGCUUCACCAACAGGAGCGCUGUCGCGUUUGGCUUUUGGUGUUGAGAAUGCAUCCUUGGCUGGCUCAACUUCGGCCUCGGGAACCUCUGGGACUGGCUCCAAGAGUCUGCUUGGUGAUCGUCGUAGAUCACUAAUGUCCGAUUCCGAUCCCACCUGUGGUGUAAAUGUCUUGCUGUCCUCUCGUAACAGACCGCUUUUAGGCUCCUCAACGUCAGAUCCACGACGAAGAAGAGGCUGGGGGGAGCUUCUCAACAGCUCCAACUCUCCUUUGCCAAGCACCGGACUUUCCAUCGUGUCUGACGUUUCUGCAUAUAACUGCCGCGAAGUUGAUUUGCGCUCUUUCUUCGGGUUUGUUGAAGAACCUUCAGAUGUGCCACGAACUUCCGAUGUUCCCCCGUAGCUCUCCGAGCGCCUACUCUUUCCUGGCGCAUCGAACAACAUCUCAUGAACAGACGAUGUGGCAUUGUUUGUCUUUCUUGAAGCUUUUGGUUUUCUCUCUGCCAGUUCGCUUUUGUCUUUAGCAUCUGUAACAGUGUCACGAUGCCUUUCCUUGUGGUCAGCACUACCACUAGCGAAGUUUCUUUCUGGUUUCUUCCUCCUCGCAUCCUGGACUUCUCGGUGCGUCGGGGUUUCUCCCUGUGUCCUUUUGUCAAUAUCUUUCGCAGUUAAUUUGGUGUCAUUUGAGCCUUUUGUUGCUGCUUCCACAUCAUUUUGCGGUUCCUUGUUCCUUUCUUCCACUGUCUCAUCCCUGCUUUUGGGUUUCUUUUCUUCUUGUCUUGCGCCUUUACUCUUGUCGCCUUCUGUCCAGUCCCCGAACAUGGCAGAGCUGAACGUUGCGGCAGUGGCUGCAAUCAUUCCAGCAAAUGUCGAUGUACUGGGCUUGCUGGAUUUAUGCAGGUCUGGUUCAUCUUUCGAAACGUCCGAGGUGGCGACUGUAGCCUCUGGAGGCUGACCCGUAGGUUCUUUUACGGCUUGUGGGCUCGCAUCAGGAGAUCCUUUCGGAAAUAUGGAAGUCGACUCGGAUUCUCUUAGGGUCCUCUUUCCCUCUUUUGCAUCGAAGUUUUGUUGUGGUGAUGAUCUGUCAGUCUCUUUCAGCUGUGUUGCCUCAUUUGCAAGUGAAAACUGAGCAUCUCGAUCAAUGGCAGAUGCAUGUUCCGAUGAGACUGAUGGUCCAGAGGAUCUCGCUUCCAAGCCUAACUUCCGGGCUUUCUUCAUUUGUUUCUUCGACAACUUGUCAAUAGAUUUGAUGUCACGCAGCUCUGUCGCUGUCGCAGUCAAACUUGAUGGCCCAUUGGAGUGACUGCUUCUCUCUUCAGAGGUCAUGUCUCUAGAGCGUACAUCUCCACUCGAUUUUAUCUCCUCCGACCAAGCCGUAAUGGAAUGACUCGUGGAAGCUGGCGUCAUCUCCGUAUCCUCGUCCACUGUAUCAUGUACAAGUGUAGUUGCGGGGAUAUGUCGCAGGGUGGGAGUUGCCACAGGGGAUUCUGGGGCUAUGUGACCAUCUUUUGUCGGAGCGGGAGCGAUAUCACUUGUUCCAGGACCUGAUGCAACUUGAACGGCUGUAUCUGGCUGACUUUCGAUUACCAAUUCGGGCUGAAAAGGCUUGGCAUGGAUUAGGUCACCGUCCUGUGGCGGCUUGUCUGUUUCUUCUUUAUUCCCAGGUUCCGUCUUGACCAGUAUUGGCUGUAAAUCAUCUAACACUUCCGUUGUCGCAAGCUCUUUGGAAACUGGGGCAUUCGGUUCUGAGAGAAGGUAGUUAUUGACAGGAUCGCCAGAAACAACUUGAUUAGAUAGCAUUCCUUGAUUCCUUUCUCUUGCUGCUUCGAUAGAUCCAUGAUCCGUUUGCUUCUGCUUCUUUUUCUUUUGGGCCAACUUUACGAGCGGAUCUUCUGCGGCAGCAGGUGAAGGUUCAGUGAGCUGUCUUGGCGAGGGCCCAACAGAUGCAUUUGCCUCAACCUGCGCCAGCGACGGCCCGCCUUUGCUAAAAGCAGAUGAUUCGCCUGUCGAUGUUGGGGGACUUUGUGCAGUUUUGACAGUGGAGUUUCCAGUACCAAAAUCUUGAAGGAGGACAUCCGCUUCUUCCUUCUCGGCGACAGUUAAAUCAACAACAGGGUUGUCCCUGUACUUGUUUUCAAGGUGUUGCUUUCCUUCUGUGGCCUGAUGCGGUGCCUGAUCGGUCCCCGGGACCUCGGGCACAAGUGAGAGGUUUGGCAUAACUUCCUGGGCCCUAUCAAGUUUUGAAUCAUCCAGAGUCGACUUGCUGUCAGAAGCUCGGGGGAACUCGGUGCGCGUCCGGCUUGCUAGCUCUGGGGAAGCUUUCUCUUCUGUGGUUAACGUCUCAGAAGCGUAGCCCGUCUUUAUGUUCUUGUCAUUCUGGAAAUGCGGUGUGGUUGAGUCUUCCAUCUGAGCAGCUUCCUCAACUUGGUUUGAUGGUACAUUUGAUUCGUCAGGCACAGCGGGGUGACAGUUACUCUCGAUCUCAGUUGCGGCUGUCAUAGGCUUUACCCCGUAUGGUGGUUCUGGCUCCGGGAAGGCAUCGCCCGACUUGGCUAGUGCUGCUCUGUUAUCAAUCCCAACCUGGUCAGUGGUUGGAAGUCCGGUUCCUGGCUGGGUUUCAUGAGGAUCGUUCAACAUUGCAUCAGCAGGCGUUGGCUGGUUUUGAAUUUCCUGUUGUGUUUGGGCAUCGUCCAAGACUGCACAGUUUUUGUUGACAUCGCUUAGUACGAGAGGAGCAGUGUUUGAAUUCGGCUUCGGCUGCUUCUUCUGUUCUUCCUUCUCUGGGAGUAUGGCAUUCUCAUCGCCUGGCCUGAUACCGACAAGAUCUUCCUGGAACAGCUCAGCUUGUGCAUCAAAUGGAGAAACAUCUAAGGUGUCGUUUCUUGAAUCAGGGAUAUCUGUCGCUGAUCGCGUUGUGGCAUCGUGCCGAGGUUCUGUUGACUCAAACUCCAGGUCCUUCAAGGUUGUGAGUGUGCCUGUGUGCAUAGAUUCAUCAGACUCUUUGACAGAAACGACUCGUAGGCCAGAGUUUCCUUCUGUGUCCAGAUGGGACCUGGAAACCUCAACUGAGUUAUCAGCGUUACUAAGUUCAGCCAAAUCAAAGCUCAUUGCUUGUUUGGGGGGUUCUUGUGGAACGUCAGGUGCUGGAUGGUCGAUCAUGGUUGGGGAGUGAUCUGUUGAUGGAGCGAAUGUAACCGCACUAUACUUGUCCCAGGACCUGCCGUCUAUUCGAUGCUUUUGAACAAGCUCAGCAGAAAGAAGGCAAGCUUCGUGGUCCGUCUCAGCCCUAGUAGAAUUGGCUGGCUCAUCGCUGUAGACGAAACUCUCUGCUGGAACAAGGGCAGGCUCAUCGUGUUCCCUGGUUUCCUUGGUCUCCUCUGGCAAAAAGUCAGAUGCUAGAACUGGUGCCACUUCAUCACUGGCUUCACGUGUUUCCUGUUGUGACAGCGUCUCUACGGCACAUCUAGCGCUGACAAGACCCGCAUCGAUCUCUGGAAUAUCUUUGGACGAGUGCUCCAAAUCUGGAGGUGUUUGGCUAGUGAGCUGCUCUGUUUUCACUUCUUGAUUCGGCUUGCUCUGCGGCGGUGAUUCCCAUUUUGACGCGAUAGUUGAUGGAAUUGGCACGCCAUCGCUUCCCGGCUCCUGUUUGUUUGCAUUCUCAGUCAGCAGAGAGCCAUGAACGUCUUCCUGCAUAUUAGACGCGUGUUGAUCCUUUCCAGAAAACACGGGUGUCUCUGCUAUGAUUUGUGUCUCGGUCAAAGCCUGAACUUCGUCGUCCGUCUUUGUGUCGCUGCUCGGUUCCCUCUUGGUUUGUUGCAUCGGAGAAGGUCUAGUAUCACCAUCCAGCGGCUUUUGUUGAUCUAGCUCAGUCUCGCGGAUUGAUCGUGUCUCAGGUGCAGGUGCUGCGUCUGCGAGAAAGCCCUUGUGGAUGCCAUCAUUGCGAACCUCGAAGGUCGUUUUCUUCCCAACAUUGUCUUUACUAGUAGAUGUCCUUGGCGCCUCCAGAUCUUGCGCAAGUUGUCCACCACUAUUGUCACUAACUGAUUCGAUUUGAGAUAUAGGAGGGCUAGUUUCGGACACAAGUUCGGGCAGAGGUUUGCUAAUUGAGUGAGUCGGUUCAAAAGAAGGCUGAAUGAUUGGGUCGAGACCCAUCUUUCUUAACUUCUUUUUCAUCUUCUUCCUGUCCUUAGAAGGAAUGGCUGCCCACUCCUCGGCGGUAAACUCAUUCUCAGCUUGCCGAGGGCCUGAGGAAUGAGGAUGCUCAUCACCUGUAGUGUCCAUCCGCUGGUUUGGAGAAUCAGGCGAAAUCGACCCUGGUAUUUGUCGAGACCGUGGAUUCGCCGUCGCGAGACCCUCGGCCACUUGGUUCUCAUCGGCCUCAUUGACUGGUUCGGAAUCUUGGACGCCUACACUAUCCAAUGAUUUGAGUUUGCGAUGAGAAAUAGCAAGCUCAUGAGAUGGUGCAGAAGAAGAUUCUUCAUGUUGAGAUUCGGAAGAGGGUUUUGUUGUCCUCUCCUUCGUAAAUUGAUCUUGUUCCUCAUUUUCUAUGUCGACAGCAAUCUGAAGAGGGAUCAUUGAUUUGGAUUCUGCGGCAGAUACAGGGGAAUCAGAGGCUCCCAAGCCUGCCCUUGGGUCAGACGUGGAUGCAGCAGUAAUUACGGAGUUUGCUGGAGGAUUUGCAGGUGUCAUCAAUUCAUGAACGACUGCGAGGUUUGGAGCGAUGUCGACGUCAGCGGGUUUGCUUGGCUCCUCCACCUGAUCGACAUUUUCAUUGAGAGCCUCCUGCUUGUUCUUAUUCUUUUUCUUUUUCUUCAACUUCUUUUUCUCUGCUGGAGACAAACUUUCAAAGGCCUCAGUCAUGCCGUGGUCAGGGUCUGCUGAAUUCUCUAAAAAGAAAGAAGUAGCUGUAGGUGCUCUCUCUGGACUGGAAGCAUCGGUAACCUUUUGAACGGUGAGCGGGAUAGGUGGAGUAUGCGACUGUUCAUGAGCCUGUUGAGAGGUUGAGUUCGGCAACUUGGGCUGGGCGGGAAUAUCUGACGCUUGUUCAGUGGUGUCUGGCGGUGAAGGGUGGUCCUCGAAAGACUCUAUGCCCAGGGGGGGUUGUUCAACUGCCUUCGUUGCAAUCUGCUGUGGUGAGGAGGUGAAGACAUCAUAGGCAACGGUAUCAGAAGCAGCUGUGUUUGUGACACUGGGUUCCCGGUUAUGAUCUGGUUUGCCUUCUUUGAGACCAUGUAGAACAUCAGUGUUUCCACUGACGGAGUCGAGCUCCGAAUAGGGGUUUGCAGAAGCUCCAGAAAGCUGCGGAAUAGACUCAAUAUUAUCAUCAGUCGCUUGUCCAGGGGCAAUUUCAUCCGCAGAUCCGAGAGGUGCGCCUGUCGAUAUAUUCUCAUUUAACAAAGAAGACUCGAGCACCGUGGAAGCAGCAGCUUCCUCAGAUAGGCUGACAUAUGUGCUGUCUGUCGUAUCAUUCUUUAUUCCGAAAGAGAGCGAGGGAUCUUGAAUGAGCUCUUCCGUGAGAUUUGGCUUGGCUGCGACAUCGGCCUCUUUUCCCGCCUCAAAUUUUGAGCCACAGACCUCAAUCGUUUCAACAUGUUCUUUGAGUGUCUGUCUUGGUAGAGCCCAAGAUUCUAAUGAAGCAUCAAUUUCCACCACGCUCUUCUGCUCAAUUGCACUAUUAGUAAUUGGGCCUUUACCAAAAUUAGCGACUUGAUCCUCAGUAUCAACCUCCGGCGCAGGAACAAUGAUAUCCUGUCCAGGGGCUGUCUGUUGCUUAGACUCAAGGUGUGAUCCCUGAAUGCCGGCAUCAGCUUCAGGCUUGGCAAUAGCUUGUCCAGUCGGAGAGUGAAUAUUGGUGUUGUCCAGAGAUUGAGUCUCAUUUUUGGACUCAGAUUCAGCUUCAAUGACGGGCUCAAUUAUAGGUACAAUCUCCUCAAUCUCCGGGAGUCCUUCUUUCUCAUUCUUAAAGUCAGGCUCUGGAUCUGCCUCGGUAGAGCUUUGUGCAACAGGUUCGGAUUGAACCUGGGGCUUUGGUUCAGAUUCCAAUCCAGUUUCAGCCGAUGGUUCCGAUGGUACCUCUUCAGAGGCUCCGGUUUCCUUGGGCGUCUGUGGUUUGGAUGAGGAGUCCAAGGCAGCCAGAGCCUUGACUUUCUUCAACUUCUUGAUCUGUUUUUUUGACAAGCCUGCAAAUUCCUUAUUGUCUUCUAGUUCCUGUCCCGGUUCCGAUUCCGGCUCCAGCUUCGUCCCGGACCCGACAGAGGCUUCAAGAUCGCCAGCUAUGCUCGUGUCCUCCUUCCGUUUUGUACCCUCUGUAGAUCCUUUGCUCUGGGCCUUAUCCACGGCGGCGGCGGCGACGUCCUGCUUUUCCGGAUCCGGAAUCGUCUCCGGCUCCGUUGGACGGUUGGUCUCGGGGUCCUGCAGGAUUUCAAAAUCGUUGUCUUUAGCCUUCUUCUUUUGGUCGGUCUGGGAUUGACUGAGGCUAAACCCACCCCGCUCGUCUUCAGGACCAGCUGGUUCUUCGCUUGGAAGCUCUCCGGAAUUACCGGUAUCUGGUACAUUGAUAUGAUCGGCUGAAGGAGUUAUUUUAUCCUCCAAAGGAACCGCUGUGUCAGAUGUCUCGUUUUCAUCGGUCUGCUUAGGGGUCUCAUCGUGCGCGGCUUGAGGAUUUUCGGCUGGGGCAUUGAUUCCAGUAUCGACCGAAACGUCAGCAUCCUGAGAAGAGGCAGCAAGGCCAGGCUCAGUUUCAGUUUCCUGGGUUUCUUCAAGAGCAGCCUUCUUCUUUUCGGCCUUCUUCUUCUUCUUCUUGUCCUUCUUUGACAGUUUCGCCGGUGAAUCGGGUUCCUCGACUUUGGGAGGAUUUUCGGAGGGAGGUUCAUCGAGUGCUACAAUAUCAGGCCUGUCGGUGGCUGGUGUUGGUUCCUGGACAGAAGGGGUUUCUACGGUGGUCUUGGCAUCAGCUGGCUGUGUCUGCUCAUCAUCUAAUGGGGUAGUCUCGACAGUGUUUAUCACUUUCGAUUCCAUGGGAGGCGACAGCUCAUCUUGAUGGACAGGCGUUUCUGUAGGCUCAAUGCCACUUGACUCUGCAGUCUGGGCAACGUCGGACUCUGCUUCUUGCGAGGCAGAGUUCUUGGCUGUAUCAGACUCAGGAGGUUCUUGGAGUGUGGAUUCGGCUUCAGGCUGCUUCUCUGGCUCGUCAGAAGAGGCAUUCUUCUUCUUUUUCUUCUUUUUCUUGCUCUUCUUAUCGGAUGAGGUCUCUGGCUCGGCCUCUUCCACAAUAGCAGCCGAAUUUGCUUCAGGGUGGCUUUCAAUGGCCGUUCUCUCGUUUGCAGGCUCCAAGGGAUGGCUCACAGCAGGGAUGUCAGGCUGUUCGGCAUCCUUUGGUGGCACUUCAAUUGACGCCUCCUUGGCAACUGGUUCCGCAACCGGUACUUCGUUGACGCUGGCUGUAGACUCAUCGAGACGCACGGGCUCGGAUACUAUAACAGGCGGUUCGCUGUUCUGUGUUGCUGCACCUUGAACUUCCUCGUUCUCAACAAGAGAUACCGAUUUCUUCUUCUUUUUCUUUGACUUCUUGCUGCUCGCCAGCUCUGAAGUUUCGCCUUCAGGAGCUUCUAUAGCAUCUUGAGGCUCGGCAGUCACAACCGUGUCAAUAACAUCAAUGUUUUCCUCGGUCCCUUCUACAACCGGCAGGGACAUUGCCGCCUCGGUGGUCUCGGUCGGUUGUCCAACAUCAUGAGUCUCACUUUCAGUCGAAACUUCAUUGGCGCGGACUUCACUGACAUCCGGAGGCCUGGCGGUAGGCACUUCCUCACUUGGGUGAUGUUUGUCAUUGUCUAGAGUGCCCUCGGCCUUCUUUGAUGUGUCGAUUGUUUCAGACUCCUGGGCGGGUCCUUCAGUAUUGCUGAGGUCCAUCGGUUUCUCAGAAACUUGCUCUUCGACUUCAGGGACAACUGGUGCCGCUAAUCUUCGAGCGGCACUCUCUUCAAGGGCAGCAAGACGUAUUUGAUCCUUCUUCAAAAGACGCCCUUUUCUCCUCUCUCUCUUCUCCAGGAGAGCUUCGAUCUCUGCCUUCUCGCUCUCUGCCUCAAAGCUCCCAACUGCGAGUGAGGGUUCUUCCUUGGCGGCUUCCACCUCUAGAGGAUCAGCAUCUGGUCUCUCUGGAGGCAGGGCUUCAUCAAGAGCAAGUUGAGGGGAAACAUCAUCUGCGGCCGGUGGUAGCUCAUCUAGUGAAUGUUCGUUCACUGGCUUUUCGCUCUGUGCCUCGCCUCUUAUUUCAGGCCCAGCUGACACGUCUGCUGUUUGUGAUUCAUCCCUGAUAUCAGGGACAGUUGAGUUGCCAAAUGUGGGUGCCUGUUCUUCGGUAUCGGGCCCCAUUAGGAGAUAGGUCUGCGAGCGUUCCUUAGACACAGCCUCGGACGAUUCAUCACCCAUUUGGGGCUGUUCUUCAGCUCCAGGCUGAGAUGACUGGCCAUCGGCUUGAAGCUGUUCCUUCAGCUCAGAUUUAGGUGGUUCGUCAUUGAUGUGCGCCAGUUCUUCGACCUUAGGCUUCACUGGCUCUUUUCCGAUCCCAGAUUGAUCCGGAACGUGAUGCUCCGCUGAGUGGUCAUCAAUCUGUGAUCGUUCUUUGAUUUCAGGUUCAGUCGGCUCAGCGUCACUCGGCAGCCGUUCCUUAUGCCCAUGCUCAGACACCUGAUCAUCAGUCUGCAACCGUUCACUGGUUUGCGGUGCCACUGAAGCAGUAUCCAACGGUGACUGCUCUUGAGGUUCGUUCUCAACUGGCCUAUCAUCAGACGGUGGUUGGUCCUUGGCUUCUGGUUCGUCUAGUACGCCAUGUGUCGACUCGUCAUCAGGCUUCUGGUCGAGGAGAGCAUUCUCAACAACAGAGUCAGAAGAUUCAACCAUGGGAUCUGGCACCAGAAUGUCAAGAUUAUUUCUGCCAGGCACUACUGCUGUUUCGGCACCUGAUACGUCCUGGCUGAUUUCAACGUGCGUAGUAGUAUCUUUGGUCUCCUCCUCGGGAGCCUCAUCCUGGCUAGGUUGGUUCUUCUUUUUCUUCUUGUUCUUCUUGGCCUUCUUCUUCAAUCCCGUUGCGUCGGCUUCGUUAUUUUCGCCAGUUGCUUCCACACUGGACUUCGCACUGUCUCCUCCAGUUGUCUUGCUGGCAUCUUCUUUGGACACUUCUUCAGUGCUGGCUUCGACAGGCUUUGUGCUCAAUUCUGAGCCUGCUUCAACAAGUCUCACGUCCUCAUCCUCAACUGGAUUAAUAGGCUCUUCUUUGACAAGCUGGCCAAGAUCAGCCUGAGCUGGUAUUGUUGAGUCCUUGUACGUAGCCUCAGUGGAUUCAUGUGCCGGGGACUUAUCAUCAGCCGUAGUUAUUGUCGAGGAGUCUUCUUGUUUGAUUUCGUCGGACUUGACUUCAGUAGCCCCUGUUGCCUCCACCACGCUUGUUGCCGGAUGACUUAUGCCAUUAUCUUUUAACCUUUCGGCGGAUUCCUCCUCAACAACCGAGAUCGGGGCUGUCUCGGUGAGCUGUCUGUCCAUGGUGGUAGUCACUUCAUCCUCAGCAAGAAUGUCGCGGUUAGCAUCCCCUGUGGCUUUGACUGAUUCGUCAACUUGAGAAGGUUCCAGUCCAAAAGAAGUUCCUUGAGAUUCGUCUGCCGGCGCAUCUCCUUGAGAGAAGAGUGGUUCCGAAAUCUGGGCUUCUAAUGUGGUGUGAGCCGCUUUGUUGGCAUGCGUAUCGGGAGCGGUCUCAGCAGCGGGAAUGUCUGGCUCGAUGUCGGCAACUUCUGGGUUUUCAGCGCUUACGCUAGUAGUCUCUUUAUCCCUGGGAGCGUCACGAUCGAGUUUCGGUGUAAUAAUAUCAGACCUAGUGUCUGUUGCCGCUGACUUAUCAGCACUUACUGCAUCAGGCUGGGUCUGAGCAUCAGGUUCAGGUUCGCCCGAUUUAUUUUGUGUCUGCGCUUGGUCCCGGAAUCCCCACAUCCUCUUGAAAGCGGAAAUUCCAGCCGUGGCGGGGAGUGCACGAAGAGCAGAUGGGAAGUAUCCUUGGCUUUGUCUAUCUUUUCGUGCAUCUUUGGCGGAAGUGUGGGAAUCACGAGCGGUCGGAUGAUAGUCGACAUCAUCUUUGGACUCAGGAUCGUCAGGCUCGGGAGCCUCAACUGGAGAAGCCUUUUCACGAUCAAGAACUUGAUCAUUAUUUUUGGAUAACAAAACAGGCUGUGAGUCCGGAGCCUCAUCGUCUUGAGUAACAUCGGCGGGCUCAGCUACCAGAACGGGCGGCUCUUCUAUCAAGCUUUUGUUGGUAUCCUUAAUCGCUUCAUUGUCUCCAGUGUCCUCAACUUGAAGAGGUUCCCCUAUUUGAGGCAUGUCUUGUUUCUCCACCACUGGCUCAUCAUCGGCUCUGGCGCCCUUCUUCUUCUUUUUCUUCUUCUUCGACUUGGGCGUAGCGGCGCUGUCACCCUGUGUUGAUACAAUCGGAGUUUCGGAAGCCGGGUCAGAAGUUUUCGUAGAUUUAUCCAGUGUCUUCUCUAGAGCAUCUACGCUUUCAGCCAUGGUAUCUGGUUGGGCCCAGGCAUCGAAUGCAUCUGCAUCGACAGGCUCAACAGGGAACUCUGAGAGUGGUUCCACCAUAGAACCUGAGUCACCAUGAGCAACUGUUUCAGAUGAUUCAGCAGAAGGUUCAGUGGGCGCGACUGGCUCCGUCCAAGCAUCAAACGCAUCUUUUUCAGCUUUAGAAAUUUCAGCUGGACCUGCGCCUUCAACCUCGGUGACUGUUGGCUCUACAGAAGUUGCUUCCUCUUCGGAUGGCUGCUGCAUCUUGCUCUUCUUCUUUUUCUUCUUACUCUUGGAUGGAGACACCAGUUGCUCUUCAAGGGCCGUUUCUGCAAUAGGCGAAGCAGUGAUGGAGGUCGAUUCCGCGGUAGCUUGAGCAUUGACAGAAGAUUCGAUUACGGGUUCAGGCUCUAUUAGUGGUACCACAGAUUCGAUGGCGUUGUCUAGCCCUCUUGGUGGCUCUUCCGCUUCCCGGUCCGCCAAUAAGUUUGAAUCAACUGGUUUGUUUUGCUCAACGACUUCCUGGGCCUCUUCAGACUGUGCGAUCGUAUGCUGUUCCUCAUGCGAAGCCUCAGGCUCUUGGGGUUUCACGGCUUCAGUGGCGCAUGGGUCGGUAGAAGGAUCCUGAGAGGGUUGAGGUGUAGAUUCGUGGGUGGGCUCGAGUUCAACCAUAGCCGGCUUUGUUUCAGACGCUUCAUUCACUGCGGCAGCCUCGUCGCCUGGGACGGCAUGGUCAUCCUUGCUAGCAGUGGGGACUAGAAUGUUGAAUGAGUCUUGAAUGAUCGGUUCAAGUCCCUUUUUCUUAAGCUUCUUCUUCAUGUUUUUCCUAUCCUUUGCGUUCAUGGUUGACCACUCUUCGGUGGUAAUCUCAUUUUCUGCACGCUGGGCAACGGUGUCCUCAGGCUUUACGAACGGUGUUUGCGAGUCUUCAGUGGCAGGCUCAGUAUGGGCAACAACAGCUGGUACGGAUUGAGGCUUGGUAAUAGGGCUGGUCAUCCCGGUGUUGAUGUCGCGAGCAGUAUCGGUAGUUCGCUUUUCGUCCAUAGGCUGGGCGGUGGACUUCGUCGUGGAAUCGCUUACUGAAACUGCUUCAACAAUGGGAUCUGUGACAAAUAUGCUGUCCGGCGCGCUGGUGAAUUCGGGAUUUUCAUAAGUAGUGUCGAUAGCAGUUUUGGUGUUCUGGACAUUGGAAGGCUCAACUAUCUCAGAGCCUGUUUCCUCAACUGCUUGUGACGAAAGUUCUGGGGACAGUGCUGUGACAUCCUCAACUGCGGACCCAACUGCGAGUCCUCGGGUGCUAUCCUCUACCAAAAAGUCUGCAAGAAUAGGCUCGAGGACUUCGUCAGUAGCACCAACAGCUUCAUCUUCUUCGGAAGUUAAGGAUUGCUUGAAUGUGGUAACCUCUGCAGAAAUUGUAGAAGAAUUAGGUGCGGUCUCACUCGUGGCUUCGGUGACAGGCUCAACAGCGGGCUCAACAGCGGGCUCAGCAACGGGCUCAGUGGCAGGCUCAGUGGCAGGCUCAGUGGCAGGCUCAGCAGUGGACUCAGUAACAGGCUCAGUGACAGACUUGAAAACAGCUUCUCCUGGUGACAUCUGCUCUGAGUGACCCUCGAGAGCGUCCGAGAAAUGCUCAUCAGCAGAUGUAAGGUCAUCCGUUUUGUCUGCGGGUGAGUGAGUUCGUUGCUGGCCUUCCAAAAAAGCAUGAGAAGCCAAGGCCACAGGAGCAGCCACAGCAGAAGCGUCAAAGGGCAACGGUGCAGCAGAGACGUCAGUUUCCAUGUCCUUGCUGAUGGCUUCCGCAGGUAUCGGGAGAGAAGUUAUCGGUUCCUUCUCAUGCUCUCCGGCAGCGUCAGAGGGGAGAGGGCCUGGGAGCAUGGGCAUGAACUCCGCGCGAGGCGUUGUUUCCUGAGAUCCUGCGACAGAGUCCUUAGGAUGCUGCUCCGAUAAUUCGGUAUCAACACGAAGAUCAAGCCCGGUAAAGUCAAGUCCAGAGCCGAAAUAAUCGUCAUUAUGCUUGAGGAACUCGGAUUCGGGUGAGUUCCUUGCAGAAGUCUCGCUAGGCUCACUAGGUGGGAGCGCAGGUAGCACUGAGCCAGUAGUUGGUUGUUGGUGUCGUGAGUGUUCAAGAAGAUACAAAGGCAUGAUUUCUCGACUGUUGUCCCAGGAUGUUGGUCGAGCUGCUCGCCUUGACAUGACCACGGCAUCCGAAUGAGACGUUAUAGGGGAACUAGCAGGGGACGCCUUGAAGCUAACAGGAGAGGCGGGGUUUGACCUAUUACCCAAACGAAGGGCGAUAGGAACAGCAGUUCGACUGGGUGAUUUUGUGGGCGUGUCAAAAACGCUACGGCGUCGCUGAUGAGUACGCGAAUCUCGUCGAAUAAUACGCUCCUCUGGGGGUGUGUCAGGCCUGCUAUCGGGAAGAGGGGGUAGUUCCUCCGGACCAGAAGAAGGGCUAGUUGGUUCGCUGGGAGGUAGCGGAAGGAGAUCACCAUAUUGAGGGUCAAUCGCUGGUUUGAUAACACGGGGCACGACUUCGGGGUCAACCAGUUCGAAGCUGCGCGCACGAGGCCGGCCAUCACGAGAGACAGAAUUCUCGUGAUCUGAUGAGGUAUCAGCGGCGUUGGAACGAGCAGCAUCAGACGCGACAAUGGCCGCUGCACUCGCUAAGCCGACACCCGCGCCAAGGGUGCCGGCAUUAUCUAAAAAAGAAUCCUUCUUAUCCUUACGCGAUUUGAAGAGGCUAGAAAGAACACUACUGCUUGGUCGCUUCUCAGGGGUUCUGCGUUCUUUGUACUCCUUGUCCCGGCGAGAUGAGCCAGGCAUGGAUGCAACUGAUUUCACGUCGUCAUCAUCGUAACGCGAAGACUUGCGUCUAUGUCCGCUCUCGCGCCGACGGUCAUCUCCACGUGACUCAGAUACGACAGAGCUAACAUCUCGGUCGUCGAUGAAGUCACGUCUUCGAUCCGAUGGGCUCUCUCUGUUGUCGUCGACAUCUUCUUCGGCUCCACUCCUUCGUUUCGACCUCUUGCUUCUCUUGCUGCUUGAACUACCAACAGAGAUUUCGGAGGCUGCUAAUGACCGGGUUGGUGAGUCAUUGCCGUAGGAGUGACGCUUCGAUCUUUUUGGCCGCUCAUCAUCAUCAGACCUUCUGUGAUGAGAUCGAUCUCGGGAUCGAUCUCUUGUUCUAUCCCGUGACCUGUCUCUGGACCUCUCUCUAGACCUAUGAUCUCUUGAACGAUCUCUUGAACGAUCUCGAGAUGCUCCUCGUCUUGCAGACCGUCGAUCAGUGGGGUCCAGUGUAGAAGAACCUCGGUAUCUGGCAUCAUCGCGGGGAUCGCGGUCCUUCCUAUGCUUGCUUGAAUGCCUGUGAUCUUCUCGCUCAUCGUCUGAUCGAACGUCUCGGGAGGAUAUGUCUCGAGAUGAAUGGCGAUGGUGCGAAGGCUUCACAGGGGCGGAGACGUGAGACCUGUCGUCGUCAUAGUAGUAAUCGUCGUCAUUCCAAUGCCUGUGCGACUUCCUGGGAACGUCUUGCUCGUCUUCAGAGCGAACGUCGCGAGAGGGUGUGUUUCUUGAACUUGAAGCGGCAAGCGCACCCAAAGCGAGGGCUGGCACAGCCACCUUGGCGAUAUCCGCGGUGUUGAAGCUCUGGCUGCGAUCGUAUUCUGCAAGGGUAUUCUUCGAUUCAAGAUCAUGAUCAGAUCUGGUGUCUCUGACUGGUGCGUCGCUUGCGUAGUGAUCGGUAGAAGAGGUUCUCGGGCUCAUGUCAUCGGAAUCGCGGCCCUUGCGAUCCUUCUUCCCUCUCUUGCGAGUGGUAUCUUCCCAUACCUCUUCGCCGACCUCCCUUGAAGGUGACGGCUCCGCUUUGGUGUUCUCAAUCUUUCCAUCAUCCUGAACAACGACAACGUUAGACUUGUCUCGCUUGCGCUGUUCUCGCUUGCUCAACUUUGUAGUGUCAGAACUGUCUUGGGGAAGUGGCACGUCUUCAGGCUUUGGCGAGUCGGGCUUGAUGUCGCGUUCGCCUUCGUGGCGAAUAGAGGGCGUUUCCUGAGGGGUCUCAACUUCUCCGAGAACAAACCCUUGCUCGGGAAGAAGUUUUGGAAUGUUAUCAUUUCUAGGCUCGGGAAUGACCUCGGCGUAAGGUCGCUUGUACCAGGAAUUGCCAUUUGUGCUGCCAUGAGAGUCACCGUUUGCCUCUUGGACACCUGGAGGAGAGUCACGCCGACUGUAGGAGGGGUCAUCAAUGACAAUGUCGGGGUUGAAGCCAGUAUCCUUCAGGCCCGCAGCAAGAGUAGCAGCAAACUCAAAGUCAUCUGCAAAGCCGCCAGGCAUCUGUUGAGGAUGUGGGCUUGGAGGUUUAGGCCCAGGAAUUGGAGGUUCGUGCAUCGUAUCGUCACCGGAAACGUCUUCAACCCUAUGAACAGAGAUGUCCCUGCUUGCUUCUUCCGGAAAGCUUCUGGGGAUAUUUGAGUUUUUGGAUGACACUACAAACUCAGGUUCGUUGUGUGGCUCGGCGCUGCUACCAGCCAGUGCCGCGGCAAGAAUACCCCAGCGACUGGCCUUGUUUAGCUUCGGCCUAGGCUUGUCGGACGAUUUAUCAGUAGGAAAGUAAUUGUCGGAAUCGCUUCGGUUCUCUGGUGUGUCUACUUCAAAGCUCUUCGUCUCGUUCUCGCCCCAGCUGACAGAUUUGGCAACAGACACGGGUUCGCUAGCAGAGAUGAUCUCACCCUUAGGUCCAAUGCUGACAUCGUCAGGCGUGGGUACUUCAUCAACCGCCUGUCUUGCACCUUGUGCUUGAGGAGCUGGCGUGUGUUGGCGACUCGUGGCAGGAGUAGGAUAUAUCAGAUUGAGGACAGGACGCUCUCGCGAAGGCUCUCUUGACCUCAAGACAAGAGCAGAAGAAUUGUCACCCAGGUUUCGGAAAUGGCGUUCUUCCCGGGGGUAUAUCUUGUUAUCAAUCUUCACAUCUGCAUCUGGUCCAUCAAACAUGUUAUUAUCCGGGUGCUUGUCUUCCAUGAUCGGUGGUGUGACAAUCGUGAAUUGAUCAUUCUUAUCUUCUUGCCACUUGUCGACGACAGAUCGCUCAGGGGAUGCACUUCGAGAUCGUAGUUCGUCAGAAGCAAUUUUUCGAGCGAUGCAGGCCUCACGAUAGAACCUGUCAGCUUCCUCCUGCACAGUAUCCUUGCGACCUCUUGAGCUAUCUUGAGAUCUAUUAUUCGGGUAGCGACGGUGUCCAUGCUCUUGAGAGUGCUCAUGUUCGACUGCGACGGCGGAUGCUAUUGCGGCAGCUGCAACAGGAAUUGUAGCAUGUUUGGCCUCAUCAAGAAUAGAUUUGGCCUUUCGCUCGUCCUCUUCGAACUCAUGACCAGCUUGAGUAUCGCGACGUUGUGAUGAAUCGUGAGUCUCCCGACGGUACUCGUCGACCAUACGCUCAAUCUCAAACGAGUCUCGUCGGCUUAACCGAGCGUCGGCUGCUGAAGAACUUGGCGGCGAGUCGUCGAAAUUAGGCUCGCGCUCAAUGGUGACAACAUUAGGUGUAAGGGGGCGCCCAGGUGUGGUUCUUUGAGACACUGUGAACGCAUCGUCCGCAACUUGGUACUGGAAGGGAUCGAUGGUCUCAUGUGCAGAUUGAGUUGAAUCGCUUAGAGCGCGAUGACCAGCACCGACAGGUAGAGGAAGGUCACGGCCAUCUUGAGUCGCAUCACGCUCGUUGUUGUCAGCUUGGACAACAGGUUCACGCAACACUUUGAACUCCGGUCCCGAUUCAAUACGGAAUGCUUCAACUUCGCCCUGAUCCCUUUGAGACACAUCUACAACAUCAACAUUCUUCUUCUCCGUUCUAUCCGUAGGGGUAUCGUCAUGAUCAUCAUGUCGUCGUGAAGAUUUUCGCUCGUCAUUAUACUUGGGAAAGAUAGGCUCGGGAUCCGAUCCACGGUAGUCACGCUCCCAUUUCACAUUUCGUUCACGCUCGUCCUCCAAUGUUUCCUGUCGCUGGGUGUGGUGGGCCAGGCGUCGUUCCCAGUCGAGCCUCUGACGUUCCGGAUCUUGGGCUUUUUGCCGUUCUAACUCUUGGGCUUUUUGAUGCUCGAGCUCUUUGAGUUUUUGCUCCUCUGCUUCUAGGGCUUUCUGGCGCUCUAGGUCGAUGCGCUUUUUCUCACGGUGGUCUCGAUCAUCACGGUCAUGCUUUCUCCCAUCAUGAUUCUCGCGAUUAUCCUUUCGCGAGGAUGCUGAAGAUGCCAUAACCGUACCGACCGCUGCUGCUGCGAGACCAGCCGUCGCAACUCCUGCCCAGCCCUUUUCAUCGGGCUGUUCGGAUUUGCGCUGCCGAGAUCCCCUGCGGUUUAUGUCAUCAAGUUUUUCGGCAUUAUAAACUUUUGAUGAAACCGCCUGCUUGGGAACCGGCUGUUGCAGGGGAACCGGCGCGGGUCGAGUCGACGAAUCCUGGCGCCUGUCAGACAUUGGGAAUCGGCCUCUGUCAAAUCGGUUGGGAUCAGAGAUGGGAACGGGAUACACCUCUCGCAUCUGAAUUGGUCCACCAGUUUCUAGGCUAGCAGAAUCGCGACGGUAUGCGGCAGCCUGUUCUUCAUCCCGGAAGCCACAUGGAGUAUUAAUUGAGCCUCGAAGAGAGUUGUAGGGGCCAAAGAGGCGAGGGUCAACGAUAGAACCCCGGUCUCCAUAUCGCCGAGAGUCAAACGCUGGGCUUUGACCUGAGGGUCUUCUGGAGCCAGCCAUAGCGGUUGUGGCUACUGCAGUUCCUGCAGCCGCUGCAGCACUGGCUGCGGGCUUGAUAGAUUCGCCGACGAUGCCAUAUGCAAGCUCUGAGUCGGCAGCUGAGCCAGCGUCAUCACUACUAGAGGACUCAUCAUCAGAGGCAUCCUCCCAGUCUGAGUCAUCAUCCGAAGUGUCGACGCGCUGCUUUGAGCUACCCAAUCCCCGUGAGCCGUGUUUCUGCCGGCCAUAACCAGAUGCCAUAGCUGCGCCGGCUGCAAGUCCCAGAGCAGCCGUCUUGCCCUUGCCUGAUCCUCGGCUGGAUAGGCGUUGCUCGUCUUCCUUGGACCGCCGCGCUAAGUCAGAGAGUUGCUGGCCAAGGGCCAUUAUCUCUUCAUCGGCGGUCUUCUUCCGAGGCGUCGGUCGCGAUGCGCGAUCAGACCCCCCUGAGCUGCGCCGCCGAUGUCCUUGACUCGGACCAUGACCUGGAGAAAAGGCAUAGCCUUGACCAGAGGCACGGCUUUGACUUCGGGGGCUCAGGGUACGGCUUUUUGGUUGCCGGACGUAUCCCUGUCCGUAGGCUAGGUCAGAGUUCACAGAAGAUGAUGAUGAGUUACCAAAGUAAAGCACGCGGCGCUUCUGCUUCUUCUUUCUGUGGAGACGCUGUUUGACACGGUCUGAAGGCGCCUUGAAAAAUGUGCCAAAAACACCACCAAACUGUUUCGUGUCCUUGUAUCGCGAGAUAUCUAAUAGUGAUGUCGAUGUGUCACUUGAGGACGAGAAAACACUUGAAGGUGUCUGUGGUCGUUGUGAAUUAUGCUGCGGUUGAUAAGGGUUAUUAUAUCCCGGCACCGACUGAGGCGGCGCGCUGGAGUAGCGUUGCGAUUGUUGAUAAUGCUGGGGAGGUGGUGGAAAUUGCGGAUACUGCGGUGACUGUUGAUACAUUGGGGACUGUUCAUAACGUUGAGGGUCAUAUGCUCGUUGCUGAGAGUGCUGUUGAUACAUUUGCGGGACUGUUUGUUGGGGAUAUUGUGAUUGUUGUUGUGAUGGCAGCGAUGAUUGCUGACGCGAAUCUCCCUGAUCUCUCGGAUCGCGGUCGCGAGACUCGUACCACCGGCGGCGAGAGCCCUCAGGGUCCCGAGAGCGAUUGUCUCGCUGCAUUGCGCCGGUUUACGGUCUACCAGCGUUGCGGAAUUCGUCGAGGGGGGUUCUUGAGUGUGAUGUUUUGAUGGUGUUUUGUUUUCGGGAGCUCGUUGCCAGCUUUCAUGGGGCCCGUCCGCCGCGGCCCGCAAAACAGGCGGUGGCUGGGGUCGCACGUCGUUGGUCAAGCUGAAAUAGAAUGGGGAUCGUUGCGGGUCUUAGAUUUGAUCUGGCCUUCUGGGCUGGGCGAUGAGCCAUUUGCUAUGGGAGGAGGCCUGGGCGCUAAUUCUCAAAUCUUGACUUGUACAUACACUUGAUGGUUAGGCGAGUGUUACCGUAGAUCUAAAUGGGCACGUUGUAAGAGACAACUUCUAG